UUUUUUUUUUUACGUUAUCGGUGAUCCACUCGGAACACCGUGGUCCCAAAAAAAAAAAAAAAAAAAAAAGAAGAAGAAGAAGCUGGACUGGCUGACUACUCAUGGAAACGGCGCUCGUCCAGCUAUGGAUUUUGCGUAGCGAAGUCACGCAUCUUUAAAGGCAACGCGAGGGUGACAUUGCAGUCUUCUCCCCACAUCGGUUAUUUCGUCGUCCGACACAAAAAGAAAAAAAAAAAAACAAAAAGAGUGAAAGUGGAGUAUUGUCCGUCGUACGUAUCAACGCAGUGGGAUUUCUACGUCUGGUCGGCGUUCCCCCCCACCCUUCCCGCGGUGACGGUUAUGGGUCGGAAGCGGUGUGUCGGUGCAGAUUGUUCCAAGAUGGCGGCCGGGUGCUGCGGGGUGAAGAAGCAGAAACUGUCGGGAUCGCCCGGGUCGGGGGGUCCCGGCGGGGUGGGGGCGGGAAGCGGGGUGGCAGGAACCGGACAUUGUGGCUCGGAGUUGGGGAUUGGCUCCUCCGCGACCGUUGCAGCAGGGGCGAACGUGAGCAGAGCCAACGGCCUGGGGGGACCCGGGGGUAACGUUAGCGGCGGCAGUAGUAGUAGUGGUAGCAGCGGCACAAACGCUCUGUCCCCAGCCCCGGCCGGUUACACUUCAUCCGGCCUCUCCCCGAAUCUCAGCUCGGGACCCGGUUCGGGAAGUGGAGGCAGAAAAAUGGUCGUCUCAGCGGAGAUGUGCUGCUUCUGUUUUGACGUGCUUUAUUGCCAUCUGUACGGAUACCAACCUCCGAGAACACCCAGGUUUACAAAUGAUCCCUACCCGCUGUUUGUCACAUGGAAAAUAGGCAGAGACAAGCGGUUGAGGGGUUGUAUAGGUACAUUUUCUGCCAUGAAUCUGCACUCAGGACUCAGGGAGUACACCCUUACCAGUGCCCUUAAAGACAGCCGCUUCCCCCCUAUGACAAGGGAUGAGCUGCCUCGCCUCUUCUGCUCAGUGUCUCUUCUCACCAACUUUGAAGACGUCGGUGAUUACCUUGACUGGGAGGUGGGUGUUCACGGUAUUAGGAUAGAGUUUUUCAAUGAAAAAGGAUCAAAGCGCACCGCCACCUACCUACCAGAGGUUGCAAAGGAGCAAGGUUGGGACCACAUUCAAACCAUAGAUUCCUUACUACGAAAGGGAGGUUACAAAGCUCCCAUCACAAAUGACUUCAGGAAGACCAUUAAGUUAACCAGGUACCGUAGCGAGAAGAUGACAAUGGGUUAUGCAGAGUACAUCGCCCACCGCCAGCAUCACCACUACCAGAAUGGCAUUGGGCACCCUCUACCACCCUACAACCAUUAUUCCUGACAGCGAGCCGCAUGACCAAUCAUUGGACCUCUCCGCGGACCUUUUCCCAGGAGAGCCCGCCCCCUCCUGGUCUAGCUAUUUCUACUACUGUACCAUUUUAUGAUGAUUGUUUCCGUUGCCAUGCUGGCCGUCUCCCAGACGUUGACAUGGCAACGGGUGGCAACGAAGCAUCAUUUGAUUAUGGCAAGAAAUCCACGUUUCUUCUUUUCUUUGCCUAUGGUUAAGUUUUUGCAGCAUAUGUAUACAUAUAUCUAUAACCCCCUUCAUUCAUAUGUUUUGAAAAAUCAAACAAAUACUAGAUUUUAUUAAUCUUAAGUAUGUUAAGCGAAACCUAAUCACGUUAUAUUCUGUGGAUGGAAGAAGGUCUCUUCUGGUGGAUUAGCCUUGCGCUUAUAUCGUUUAGGCUUUGCUACGAUUUUACAUUCACUAAGAAAAUUCCUUGUUUUUUUUUCCUCCUUCUUUUCUUUCUUACUAUUCAGACUUGUAUUCCAUGUAGCAAGGCAACUGCAGUUCACAAAGGCUGUGUCGUCUCUCCUCUGAUUCCUCUCAAAAAAAGAAAAAAAAACGAUUGAUUGUUGAGGUUGUUAGCCUUGUAAACUUGUAGUGUUGUAGUCGGAACUAUAUAUCGGGAUCUGUGUACUCCAAAGUAUAGAUUGUAGGAUUGUGACGCCCUUUAACCAGCCCUCGCUGGUAGUGUUUAUUGUUUGAGGUCACAGUCGUGUGUGUGUGUUUCUGUGUGUGGAUAUAGAUGCUGGUCUGCCACAAGAUAAAAAACCAGUAGAGUCAAUUAGAAAUUGGAUUUAACCUAAAGAUUCCCUACAGAGAUUUUGUUUUUUUUGGAAACUUUCUCCUGAGUAUUUGUAGUGUUUUGUGGUGGAACCUGUAAACCUUGAACUGCGUUUGUUUGGCUAGAGCUUACAGCUACGUUCCCUCUUUUUUUUUUUCGCUGAACUUUUUUUUGUUUAGAUUUAAGGUAACCGUGGAGGAAGCCAUUUCGUCUGCGCAGGUGAUUUGUUAAUUAUAUUUUAAAAUGGGCCACACGUGGGUCUGACCUCCCCGUAUUGGAGAGGGGGAGCAGGCGUAUCUGCAGGUCCCGAGAAGAAGACAAAGAAAAAAAAAAAAAGUUAAGUGUGUGAACAAUACUUUGAUUUAAAUCUACUGUGUCUGUUGGUUUCUGAGUUAACUGGCAGGGAGUCACUUGACAGGGACAUGCUAUAACUACUUAAAGCCAUAUUCUCUUUUUAUUCCACACUUUGUAAGAGUCGUCGGUUGUUUGGCUUGAAGCGUUUGCGUUGGGUAACCUCUGAUCUUUUGGAUGUUUAACCUCUGAAUGCAACCUUACACCAGCCAGCUUCAGGCAGGGCUGCAUCACUGAAUACCAGUCGGACCGGGAGGUUUCAGUCAUUUGUCACGUCUCAUAUAUUGUCACCGUGGAAACAUUGUCUUGCCUUUUCAGAUUAUAGUUAACCAUUGUCACUCAUCCACAUAGUAUGAUGUAUUAAAAAUUGUCAUUUUGAAUGAAGACACACCACUUGACGCACAAAGUAAUCUAAUAAACAUGUUUGUCAUUUAGAAGUGCAUGUCAUAGCUCUCUUUAGAGUCUCGAGCAGCUGCUGCGCUGCAGUGAGUCAGUUUUAGUUGUUGAAACCGCACUACCGCCGUUCUCUCCUCUGAUACUCUGCUGUUUGGUGAGAUCCCGUUGAUCUGUGUGUCCACGGCACAAGAAACGUUCCGAUCCGUGGUCUGUUUUGUCAGCUGUUUGGCAGUAGGUUCGAGCAAACACAGUCGCAUUAGUUAGAGCAGAAUCUCUGCAUGGGGCCGAGCGGCUUGCAGUUAAGGUCUACAAAUAAAAAAUAAAAAAAGCCAGGGCUUUGUAAGGACUUAAGAAGCCAUUUCCCAUCCAAAUAUUACUUGUUGUGAGUCACAUCCACACACACUAGGCUAGUUGGAUUUUGCGUUUUCCAGAAUGUUCUGAAUCGUUGUGGAUCAACGUAUCGAUCCGCUCGCUUUGGGGGUUUUAGUUUUGCGAACUGGAAUUUUUUGAGAGGUUCUUGUUACUUGACCAACAUCUGUCUUCGUAACAGCCUUUACUAACUGACAGGUUAUUUUUCUUUAUGCAAAACGUCAAGGGCUUUUGGCACUCCAUCCACAGUAACCCGAAAUGACCCAGAUUUAAGUUGUGUUGCCUUAAAUGAAUGAUUUAAUAAACGAUGGACCAGUAGAUGAUGCUCUGAGUGCUCCUGCCUCCCAUGGUUUGCUCUCUCCCAGCUCCAUCCUCACACCACAGUGAAGGAAAUGGCCUCGGAUAACGUUCCUCUCACUCGAAUGCUAUUACUGAUACUAUCUCUGACAUAUGGGGGCUCCUGUAUGCCUGCAGGCUCCUGUUUGCUCAAGUCUUACCCCGCUGCUGGUCUUCAAUUCUUUCAUUUUUGAAAGCCCCCCAACACACACACACACACACACACACUCUCAAACAUAGUCGGGCACUGUGGUGUUGUUUCCCUAAACGUUGAAACCAUGGGAAGACACUUUCAUGCCUCUUGUAAAAUGUAUGCAUUUAUGAUAAAUACACUACAUGGUCCGUUUCUAAGGGGGGAACAGUCAGGCACUCAUUUCCUGGUCCAUUUAAUACAGCACAACCUGAAUUUUUCUGCUGCAAAACCAAAUUGACCAUGCUCUUUUACAUAUAUGUCUUUGUAUACACAUGCAAUGUAUUUUGUUGCAUGUAUGUAUGAGUAUGAGACCUAUGGUUUUAUCCAUGAUAUGCUUGAUCUAUGGCUUAGACACUCUUAUUAACCAUUAAGAGAUUUAAAAGACAAAUAUGGUGCUAUCGGACCUCAUAUUGGGGUGGUCACAGCUCGUGACUGGUCAUGCGGACUCAUUGAUCAUAUCAUACUUAAAGAUGCUGCAUGUAAGAUUUGCUCUUGAGUGUAUUGCUGUGAAUUGAGUCACGGUGGCACAUUUUUUUUUUAAUACCGAAAAAAGGAUGUGACCGUCGCUGAGGGAGGAGAAAAAAAAACCACACACACACAAACAGUAGCCCCGUGAAUCUGUGCUUUUUAAGUUCAAUGUGGGUGAUUUGGGAUCAAUUCCCUAUGGGAAAAACAGACCGUUAUUCUUACACUUAUAAUGAAGAGUUAGAAGUCCCUGCAGUCAUAAUGGGGCUAUAGAAUGUACUGUCAGUGGUCGUUAUUACAAUUGAACAGCGAUAUAUUCAGAGAAAAUCCUACAUGUGUUACCUUUACUAUCCUUGAUAUAUGCAGAUCUGUUCAACAGGUGUUUUUUUUGUUUUUCCUACCAGUGCAAGUCAACACCCCUGCAGGUUUGAAAGGACAAGAAGUCACGCGUAGCCUCCCCCUCCUCCUCCCCGAUUGCUCCCCCUCCCUCCCACACUGUGGCCCGACCUCAUGGCCUAGUUUGUCAAGGUGUGAUGUGUCGUUCAGUAGAUGGUGGCAGUAGUAGUGGUCGUUGCCUCUCCUGGAAGAUGGGUCGCUGCUCUUUUUUUGUUUUGUUUUGUUUUGUUUUUCCUCCCGAGCACGUCCUCCCGUUUUCCUUCAGCUGCUGAAUCGUUUGACCUCUGUACAAGGCGAAGUUGUGGACUGGUGAAAAGGUCCCGUCGUCGUCGAGGCUCUCGCGGCCUCUCAAACUAUGUUGAAGGUAGUGGGACGCAGAGUUAAUGUUUUACAAAAGAGCGCGCAGAAACUAGUCCCGUUUCUGUACUGACUAACUGUUUUAAAGCAUCGAUACCUCAUGGGAUUUUUGUGGAACGACAUUAGUAGUUUGUUGUAGCAGAUUGUGUUUUGGUUCCAUACCAGGGUUAGAGUUCAGCCUCAGCAUUCCUUGCGUGGUCAUUCUCAUAUUUCGUGGAAUGCUCAAGCUCGUGUUACCUUCGUAUGUUCGACCGAACCAAAGAUGCCAGCGGCCAUGCCCAGAUGCUGCUCUACAGGCCUGGCUUCCUGUCCUUCCAAAAGACACCCCCCUGCAUUGACAAAAUGUUGUUUAUGUCUUUUAUUUUAUUAUUUUUUUUGUGCGAUUUCUCAACUGUCUUGACCUAUGAAGCAACCCGAUUUUUCAAUGAAUUUUUCAUUGUCUAUCUCUGAAGCCGUACAUGGCAUCAAGGAUGGUAAAAAAAAAAAUGGUUGCAAAUUGUUGUUACUUGUUUUGUUUAUUAUUAUUAUUAUUAUUAUUAUUAUUAUUAUUGUGACUAUUAUUUACAAAAAUGAAAAUCCCAUGGUGUGCCUCCUAGCUUUAUGGGUUUAUAAAUGUUUUUUUCCCUAAAGACCAGCAGUUAUACUUUGUAUAAAAGAUGGAUUUUUCCUUAUUUUUUAUGCCAUUAAAGAUGAAAAAAGCCUGUUUUCUUUACUCCGGACCCAGUAGCUGCACUGGUAUACAAUCGCACUGAUAGAUGAAUAAAAAAAAAUAAUAGAUAAAUGAAUUAAAAAAAAAUAAUAAAUGAAACAAUAAUAAUAAUAAUGACAAAUGAAAUAAGAACUACAAUAAACUUGUGUUUGAAAUUUUUAUUAAGAAAAAGAUUUUAAAAAAGAAAAUAAAAAAAAAAAAGAAAAUGACUGUUUUUGUACAUCAAAAUAAAUUCUUUUCAAAAGAAUAUUUUGGAUCUAGUUUCAAAAUUAUUUUAGUGGUUUUCUAUGUUCUGAAUUUUUGAGACACUGACUUCUAAGACGUGUCACUGUACAAAACGACUUCCUUCUGUUGCAGUGGCCUGAUGGGCUGGGAGGGUUGCCUGGUGUAACUCCUCAUACCAACUUUUAUUUCUUUUUUCCUUUAGAUUUUUUGGAUCUUUUUUUUUUCUGCUUUAGUAACUUGAAAAAAUGUUGAUGGAUAAUAUGAACUGGGAACUUCAAAUCCACCCCCCUGCCCUCCCCCUCCCUGUAGAGCUAGACCCCUUCCCUCCUUUCCUAUUGAAUUGCUGUUAGUGUGACGCGACUUGAAAUGGGCAUUUAUUCUGAUAGUAUGACUCGGAAAAGGAAAAAAAAUCACAAAAACAAAAACCAAGACAAAAAAAAAAAAAAUACAAACAAAAGAGAGAAAAAAAAAAAAGAAAUUUUAGAAAAAAAAAAAUUGCAAAAGAAAAAAAGUGUUGGGGAGGGUUGAGAGAAUAUAUAUAGAUGGGU
This is a messenger RNA of Acanthopagrus latus (yellowfin seabream), 6476 nucleotides long. It is a transcript of the gene ammecr1, whose product is annotated as AMMECR nuclear protein 1. The coding region runs from base 340 to 1344 and encodes 334 amino acids. The transcript is spliced from 6 exons. The record is from RefSeq and is a predicted model, not a curated record. Lineage: Eukaryota; Metazoa; Chordata; Actinopteri; Spariformes; Sparidae.